GUAAAUCACGCCUUCAGGCCGCGCGGAGGAUGUUUGCCAAAUCUAGCCUCGUUGGUGGAGCUCGCUAGCACCAGAGGUUUUAUAACCAACAUGAGGGCGACCCGCGCCAAACACAGCUUAGGCUUACUGCGUGUCUGCGUCUUGUCCUGUUUUAUCUUCUUGCUUUGCUCCACCUGCACCGGACUUUUCUCCGGGAAGAAGAUGGCCUCUCAUCAGCCCGCGCUCAGGCGCAGCCAUCGGAGUCACCCAAGCGCAAAGCACAAAGGAGCGCACCACCACCGGGCGCUGACCGACGAGCAGAAAGCGGACCAGAACCUGCAGUUCAUGCUCAGUUUGUACCAGAGCGCAGCCGAACCGGACGGGAGACCAAAACAGCGCCGGAAGUUCGGCUCCAACACGGUGCGCCUGCUGAGGCCCACGGCGUCGUCGGUGCACUACCUGCCGGCGUCUGGAGAUCACUGCUACACCUUCACGGUGCAGUACAACCUUGACACCCUUCCCUCAGAGCAGCUUGUGAGAGCUUCUUUCAUUCACCUGCGCUCUUCUACCCCCUCUUCUUCCUCCACAAACUCAAACACCGCCCAGGCCAUGGAUCCACCCCGCUGCAGGGCUCAGAUCACUGCGCUGGGUGCAGAGAGUCUGGUCACCCUGGAGCCCCAUGAGCGGUGGACGGAGACGGACAUCACCGCACACGUCAGCAGCCACGUAUUGCACGGGAAGGAUCGAGGCCGGGGAAGGCACUUGACCCUCACCGCCCAGUAUUGGUGUGCAGAACCUGAGCUGGCUGAAGAGAGCAGCGGCCUCUUGUGGUGGUUGAGGACUCUUACUCGAGGGAGGAAACACUGGAGCGGUGAACCUCAUCUAGAAGUCCCCUCCCUUCUUCUGUACCUGGAGGAGGAGAGAGAGGUGAAGGACUGGAUGGGGGAACUUCUUGGCACUGAGGGAGAAGACAUCAUGAGGCAAAUUGGGCAGUGGCAUCCUUCACUUCACCGCAGCCGUCGCUCCAAGGACUCGUCAGACCCUCAGGAUCCUUCGCUGGAUGCUCUAAAGAACGCCCCUACUUCCUCAUCAUCUUUCUCCACCCCCACCUCAUCCUUGAUUAUCUCUGAUAUCCCCAGCAAUAAACACAAAACCAGCACGCCCAAAAACCGCUGCAAGCUCCACUCCUUCCGCUUGUCAUUCGACGAGCUCGGCUGGGGUCACUACUUCAUCGCUCCGCCUGUCUACAACCCUCGGUUCUGCCAGGGCGACUGUCCGAGGGUGUUGCACUACGGCUACCAUUCCCCCAAUCACGCCAUCAUCCAGACGCUAAUCAAUGACCUGGGCGUCGGGGAUGUCCCCCCUCCAUCCUGCGUGCCCUACAAGUACAUGCCCAUGAGCGUGCUAGUCGUGCACAAGAAGAAGGUGGAGUACAGGGAACUGGAUGAUAUGGUGGCCGAGUCCUGCACAUGUCGCUGAAGACUUGGAACAGGCCUGGGUGUCUUAAAUAUGUUUAGCACUGAGGGGAGGAGGGGAGACUGAAACAGGCCACUUCUGAUGGGACACUGGUUUGAGCUACAGCUUGGCAGCUAACUACAAUGAGCUGUAGACUGGAAGGAGGAAGCUGUUAUAGUUUAAGAUCUUCACGGCCCCUGUUAAAGCACUUUAAAAGGCAGCUGCUGAAUGUGCGAGUGAGUGUGGGCUCUGCAGACAGGACGAAGCCCCUACUUUCAAAUUAAAUGUGUGAAAUAACUGUAUUGUAAUGCUCUGUGGCACAUAGUAGGUGAAUACUGGUUAUUAAAUGAUUUAUCACUAAAAUGUAUUUUUCCCAUUCAAAAAGGGGCAUCAGGUUAAAACCAUGUGGUUAAUAUCUAAAGAUACCGUCCCCAAAAUAUCCGUUUUUACACAUACAUGCAGUAACCUAAGGAGUAAAUGCCAGUUUGUAGUAUUUAAACAGAACAAACAGUAUUUAAGCUUAAUCCACAUGAAUUGUUCUUGUGUGUCUGUUUGGUGUUCUUUGUGUAAAUUUUUCUGUGUUUCAUGGCAGGGCUGCCAA
Molecule: messenger RNA, 2035 nt
Organism: Archocentrus centrarchus (flier cichlid)
Lineage: Eukaryota; Metazoa; Chordata; Actinopteri; Cichliformes; Cichlidae
Gene: bmp15
Product: bone morphogenetic protein 15
Exons: 2
Coding region: 91-1458 (455 amino acids)
Cellular component (GO): extracellular region
Molecular function (GO): growth factor activity; cytokine activity
Source: RefSeq, a predicted model, not a curated record